CACACCCCGCCUUUUGGACAGCCAGCUCUAAAGCUUAAAUAAAGAUAGCGUUAUUAAAUUUUUAGUUUUCUCACCAAGUUCAUAUUGCUUUUGGUAUCCAAGUGUCCCCAUUAUUAUAUUUAACCAAACCAAGUCAACAUUUUCCGCAGCUCCUCAAAGUCAUUCAUUUUCUUGUUUCUCAUUUCUUGGUAUCUUGUUCCUUAUUCUUUGCUGAAUUAGUUCUCUCCACUAUCUACAAAAUUUUAGAUAUUUGUUUUUCACUUUUACUUUCUUGAUUAUAUAUAUUUCUUCAGUCCCCACUUUUUCAUUCUUCAUUUCUCUUAAAUGGGUCUGCAUAAUUUCUCUUUUUCUAUCUGUUCUUGAUCACAAGUUUUCAGCCUUAAACACCAUCAACCCAGUUCUUGAUUCGUAUUUUACAGAGAUUUUUUCUUGUUCUGUUUCCACUUUUAAUGGGCUUCAUGGUCUCUGUAUCUAAGCAAAAGAAAUAUACCCUUUUCUUGAAUUUCUCAUUUCUUUUAGUUACAUCUGUUUUCUUGAUUACCCAUUUCAAUUCUGCUGAAAUUUCUGUAAUUUUUAAAAAAAGUUCAAAACUUUCUAAUGAAAUUAGAGUUUGUAACGAGUUUCCAAGCGAAGGAGAUCACGAAACCAAGUGCAAUUACCUAAAAACCCACGAUCCAUGUGUCUCUCAAGGCUACAUAAACUACCUCCAUCUCUUCUACUGCAAAUUUGGAAGUGUCCAAAUUUGGGGUUAUUUUGGUCUUUUUCUCUGGCUUCUAGUGUUAUUCUAUUUGCUAGGAAACACAGCCUCUGAAUAUUUUUGUUCUUCACUUGAAAAUCUAUCCGGGUUAUUGAAAUUAUCUCCAAUAAUUGCUGGUGUGACGCUUUUGUCCCUAGGAAAUGGCGCCCCUGAUGUAUUUGCUAGCCUUGUGUCCUUUAUGGGCAAUGAAACUUCUGAUGUUGGGUUCAAUACUGUGUUGGGUGGAGCCUCUUUUAUAACCUCAGUUGUGGUUGGGAUUAUGAGCAUUUUAGUGAGGGAAAAGGAGAUUAGUGUCAAUAGAUUUGCUUUUCUUAGAGAUGUUUGUUUCUUCCUUAUAGUUCUUUCAACUUUGAGUUUCAUCUUGUUUCAGGGGCAAAUUAGUCUUUUGGGUGCAAUUGGUUUUUUGGGCAUGUAUAUUAUUUAUGUCAUUAUUGUUUAUUUUUCAGAUAUGGUGUGGAGUAGUAGCAAAAAUAAUUGUGGACUAAAGGUUAGUGAAAAUUUUGAUUUGAGUAUUCCAAUUUUGUCCAGAUUGGAGAAGGGAGAAGAGGUGGAUAAUUAUGGUGAAUUAGAGUUAAAGAAGCAACCUUUUUGGGGUAUUAUGGUAAAUAUACUUGAAAUGCCACUUUAUUUACCAAGAAGAUUGACAAUUCCUGUUGUUUCUGAAGAAAAAUGGUCUAAACCAGUAGCUGUUAUUUCAGUGACACUAGCACCAAUUUUGUUAUCUUUUCUUUGGAAUUCUCAAGAGGGUAAUUUUGUAAUUUAUGGAAUUGGGUUAUUAAUUGGGGUAACAUUAGGGUUUCUAGCAAAUUCCACAACAGAAAAAUCAAACCCACCAAGGAAAUUUCUAUUCCCAUGGUUAGCAGGAGGGUUUAUAAUGAGUGUGAUUUGGAGUUACCUUAUAGCUCAAGAAUUAGUUGGUUUAUUAGUUUCAAUAGGGUUUAUUUUCCAAAUUAGUCCCUCAAUUCUUGGUUUAACCGUUCUUGCAUGGGGAAAUUCAUUAGGUGAUUUGAUUACAAAUCUAACCAUGGCUUUGAACCACAAUGGUCAUGAAGGUGCUCAAGUGGCUAUGUCCGGGUGCUAUGCCGGUCCGAUUUUUAACAUACUUUUCGGUUUGGGUUUAUCACUGGUUAGCUCAGCCUGGUUACAAUAUCCAUCUCCGGUUAUGAUCACAAAAGACCCUUAUUUAUUGGAAACUUUGAUGUUUUUGGUGGCUAGCUUGGUUUGGGCACUUGUGAUUUUGCCUAGUAGAAAAAUGAGACUUGAUGGUGUUUUGGGAGGUGGGCUUUUGGUCAUUUACUUUGUUUCUGUUUCUAUUAGGUUAAUCCAAACUCUUGGGUCUUUGCAAUUUCAAGAUACAUAGUUUUUGUAAAUGUAAUAUGUAAUUACUAAACUAACCUCCAUCUUUGUACAAAGAAAGGUCAUCAAUUGUAUAAGUAUUUUUGUU
Molecule: messenger RNA, 2201 nt
Organism: Mercurialis annua (annual mercury)
Lineage: Eukaryota; Viridiplantae; Streptophyta; Magnoliopsida; Malpighiales; Euphorbiaceae
Product: cation/calcium exchanger 2
Exons: 1
Coding region: 450-2117 (555 amino acids)
Biological process (GO): monoatomic cation transport; transmembrane transport
Cellular component (GO): membrane
Molecular function (GO): monoatomic cation transmembrane transporter activity
Source: RefSeq, a predicted model, not a curated record